AUGCAAAGCAAAAGAAGACUGACACUUAGCACAAAUCCCCAAACCAGAACUGCAACGAGUUCACGUACAUUAUGGCAACGACAUUUGCGUUUAGGAGACCUUUUAUCUCCGCAGUCACGGCUCUUCAAUAUCAAGUUACAAAUAAUUGAAUCUGAUGAAUUAUUUUCGUUACCUGAAUGUCACCGGGACUUAAGUAUUGGUAAACUGAAGAAUCGACUUGAGCUUUAUGUUGGGAUCCCAGUGAAUUUCCAGCGAAUUCAGUAUCUGGAUGAAGCAGAUCUUGAGGAUGAGUCUACUUUGAGGAAACAUGAAAUUGUCCCUGGAGGAAUGCUUACUAUGCGAAUUUGGCCAGAAGAUUCUUGGGGACAAUUGGUGGCUGCAGCUGCAAGUGGAAAGAUCAAGAAGUUGCAAACCGUAGGAGUUACACAGACCUCCGGGUUCAGCACUGCAAAUUCGAAGCUAAUGACGGAAGAAAAGAGGAACGACUGGUUAGCGCAUCGAGCAUUCGUGGCUUUGUUUAUUACUGCUCACAGAGGCCACACAAAGGCAGUGGAAUUUUUGCUCCAAAAUGGCGCUGAUGCGAAACUUAAAACGCCUCUGGGUAGGACAGCCCUCCACGCUGCUGUCACUUCAGGCCAGGUUGAAUGUAUCAGUAUCCUCCUUGAUGGCGGAGCCAGGGUCAGUGAUGAGGACAAUGAAGGACACAACGCUGCACAGCUGGCCCGGCUGUGGAAACAGAAAGAGAGCGAAAGGAAACUCUUCCGGCACAGGUGGAUGAUCCGAACAGGUAGAAGCAGCCAACAGCAAAACAUCAAACAGAAUCUGGAAGCUAAAGCAGAUAUUUCAUUGUACAACUGA
Messenger RNA from Notechis scutatus (mainland tiger snake), 858 nucleotides. It is a transcript of the gene ANKRD60, whose product is annotated as ankyrin repeat domain 60. Lineage: Eukaryota; Metazoa; Chordata; Lepidosauria; Squamata; Elapidae. The record is from RefSeq and is a predicted model, not a curated record. Gene Ontology annotation, molecular function: protein binding.